AGUUGGAGCGUGUUGCAGCAGACGAAACGACGUCUUUCAUCAGAUAUGGCGGUGUGUGACGAUCGAACGAAGUUUCCAUCUGAAUUCUGAUACUUUCUUUUUCGGAUAUCUUCAACUUCUCGCUGAAACAGAAGCGGGAUAAAAAUCGUCCACCAUCGCCUACGAUUCGAAUUUCGAGCUCAGAACCUUUCGACGACGAAACCUCGAUCAUGACCGGUAGACAAGAUAAUGCCCCUGUUGCUACUGUCAAAGCAGAAAGUAUCCACAAAGAUCUGCAGAACUUUCAGGGGCGAGAUAAUAUUCUUCGGUCACAAGAUAUGAAGCCAUCUAAGCGUUCUGUUACUUCUUCAAAGUCUUCCCGACCUCCAAUGGAAAUUUACAGCCCUAGAAACAAUCUUAAAAAAUAUUCAAUGAAACUUGGGACUUCUGAAACAGUAAUACCCGAUACUCCCAAUAAUUUGCAGCAUUCACACAGUUCCAAAGAAAUCGUUGGUGGUAAAAAUGGUACCAAAGUGCACUUUGUGGAGGGACAUGUAACAAAGAAGAGUUCCCCUCCCCCUUCCAAUACUAUUCCUCUGGAAUUAAAGAGUGCCUUAAAACGUUCAAAAAGCUUCACUGCCGAUGAAUCUCCUCGUGGUAUAGAAAAUAUAGGCUUUGAAAAGGAUGCAUUUCCUUUGGAGUAUCAAGGUUUAAUACGGAGAGCUGUUUUAGACCCCAAUUCAUUGUCAUGUCAAAAAUUGAUGGAAUUGGUUCGUUUGAUCUGCUGCAAAGCUGUUGAAGGUGUUCAGUAUGCUGCUCCUGCUGCUCAGCUUUGUUUUUCCAUCAUAGAAAAAGAACAUGAUCAUACAUUCUUAGAAAGCCUUCAAAACUGUUGCAGGGAAUGGUAUAAUGAACGUGACAAACUGCUCCGGGCCCCCUUCUUAACAUCUGUGGGUACCACAGCUGCAGGAAUGCGGCGGUGGACUGCUUAUGUGUCUUUCAUCACUGAACUUUAUCUUCAUGUUAAAAACCAGCAUUGCCAAAUGAUUCAGCCCACUCAGAGUGGAAAUCUCACUGGCCAGCUACUAGGGCCACACCCUAAUUCGCCAAUGGCCCACUUGGCCCUUACCCUACAGACAUUGCUCUAUGAGUGUGCAAAUAUCAUACUGAAACCACCAUCAUUGAACUGUGAGGGAGAGAUUACAAUCCUCCGCAAGAUGUUGAGCUCUGUCGGCAAGCAGCUGGAAGCUGACUGCUCCCAACGGAUGGAGCAAUUGGUGAUAAACUUGCGUGAUGCAUUCAUUUAUCCGUCCAUAAAUGCACAAAUACGUAAAACCCUCCUCGAAUUAAUCGAGCUUCAUGCAAGCGGCUGGCAGCUGGAUCUGCCGCAGACAUUGUAUUAUUUUCCCUACACAAGGCUUUAAUCCCACCUCUCGGCAAGAGUUUAUGCUUUUUUUUUUGUUCCUUACAUUUUUAGUUACUCUUGCUCUGAAUUUUUUUUUUUUUGUGUCAUAAGUUGUUAAAAAGAGUCCUUGUGUUGAAGGUUAAAUUCUUGACAUUUUUUGAAAAGUUAUUGGUUAUGAGAAUUUCUUGGCAAUUCCUUCGAGAGUGCUAAAAAUUAUAGUCUAGAGUAAUUUUGAAUGCAGGAAUUACCAGUUUGGAAGGAUGUACUUUUAUUGCAUUUAAAAAUUGAUCAAAUUUGUUGUUAUUCAAUUGUUAAAAAUGCACAGUGUUGUAUUUUGAAGCUAGUUCCAUUAUUAUAUAAAACUGCAACAGCUCUAGGUAUUUAUUUAAAAUGAAAGAAAUAUAUUCAUUUAAAUAAUUUGCUUGUGUCUGUACUAACUUUUUGAUUCAAAAAUUAAUAUUAAUCAUCGUUUUUUUUUUUUUUUUUUAGAAGCUUAGAGCAAAGAAACAUUUAUCUGAGUAUCUGUACAAUCAGUACUAGUGUAAAUAUUUAGACGGGUACUUACAGUACAUUCUAAUUAAUGUGAAAAUUCUUUUCUUUGUAUUUUUGUUUGAAGAUUUCUUUUUUUGAGUUUAACAGCAUAGCAUCAUAUUUUUUUAAAUAGAAAUUUGAUGAUAUGCUGAAACUAUAAAUGUGUGGUUUUAGUUAUGACACUUGAAUUAUUUUAUUUUGUUUCCUGCAAAAUACAAAUUUAUUUUCAAGGUGCCGACAUUGAAGAGAACCCUUAUCAUGCAUGUUUCCUCCAUUUUGACUAACUGAAUUUUUUUUUCUCCCACAAAAUUGCUAGAUAAUAGAUUUGCCAAUACUUUAUAAAUAGGAAUACUAAAGAUCUGAAAAUGAAAUUAUGGAGAUAUUUCAUUUUAUAUUUCUAAAGAUAUGAAUUUUAGAGCAAUAUGUGUAACUAAUUAUACACUUUUCAGGUUUUCUACAUUCUUUUCCCUUCAUGAAUUGUUAUUAACUAGCAUACUUCUGAAGUUAUAAUAUCGUAUUAAUGUUUAUGUCAAAUAAUCAUACCAUUUUUCUACAAUUUAUUAAUUAAAUGUUAUUUAUCAUUGAAAUACUGACUUUAAAAACUCAAACCCAAUUUUUAUAACAUUUUUUUUCAUAUUUAAUUUGUUAAAAGAUACUUAAUAAUAAAGUAUAUAUUCAUUGUAGUAAAAGACUUCAGUUUGUCUGUUAUAUCUUGUAAUAACUAAUAAUAUUAUAUUUUUACUUAUUGCAUACUGAGAAUCUAGUUCUAUAGUUGCCAACCUUUAAUUUUAAAUAUAUGACCAGAAUAAAAUUUUUGAAGGCAUGUUUUUAUAUUAAUCAAAAAUAAUUUGACCUAUUUUAUAAAAACUAGUAAUUUGUAUAUUUUUGCUUUACUUUAACAAAUUAAAAGCAACAUUGCAACUCUCCUGUGUUGUCUAAAAAUCUGUUUAACUUAUAUUUCGAGAUUAGUGUAUUUAAUGUUUCAUAAACUUACUGUGAUACUUUGUUUCUAGUUAAUGAGCUAAAUUUUUUUUGCUGUUAUUUUAGUUUUUAACUUUCUAGUGUUAAAUGGUAUGUAGAUGUUUAUUUAACUGUAUAUUUUGAAAUCAAUCGCAUUUCAUUUGCUUUAUUUUUGCCAACGGUGUUAAUUAUUGAGAUUUGUAAAAAUCUUUCCUGCUGCAUUUCUGCACAUUGCCUGAAAUGACAGUAAUAGGAUGUGUGCCAAUAUCCAGUGUCUUGUAUUAAACAGUAAACAUUUGUAUGAGCAAUUUUUGAUUAAUGUUACCAUAAGAUUGCUAGUUUAGUGCAAUAAACAAAUUUUUACUAUAAUGGAAAUUUUGCUGCAUUUUCUAGUCUUCAAAAUUGUACAAUAAAUAUUUACUGGAAAAUAAAAUGUUGUUUUAUUUACUCA
Messenger RNA from Argiope bruennichi, 3326 nucleotides. Its product is annotated as MIF4G domain-containing protein A-like. NCBI's taxonomy places the organism in Eukaryota, Metazoa, Arthropoda, Arachnida, Araneae, Araneidae. Gene Ontology annotation, cellular component: cytosol. Bases 210 to 1403 code for a protein of 397 amino acids. Gene Ontology annotation, biological process: regulation of translational initiation. Gene Ontology annotation, molecular function: translation activator activity. The record is from RefSeq and is a predicted model, not a curated record. The transcript has 8 exons.